UCACAUCCGCUUCAACUGUUGUGUUCUGCUUGAGUGAGAUCUAUGCCUGUUUUCAUCGUUGUGUUUACCUCUUUGUCUGAAUUUCUGGCUGGUUGUUGGAAGACAGCAAUGGCGAAAGCAGGAGGCUGUUUCUUCAGGAUAGGGUAUUUUCUAUACACACGGACGCGGGUGGGAUACUACUACCAUCAGAAAGAGAUCAAGAAAGCCAGAGAGAAGUUGGAGGGAGCUGACCAUUCCAACACAGAACCUACUGUGUUCAAUGAUCUGUCUAUCCUUCCUAUACCCAUGCUGUUAGACAACUACGCCUAUCUGAUCACAGAUCGUGCUUCCAACUUGUCAGUGGUGGUGGACCCUGGGGACCCAGAGCCAGUGCAGAAAGUGCUGACUGAUUUGAACAUUACCCCUGAAGCAAUACUCAUCACCCAUAAACAUUGGGAUCACAGUGGAGGGAAUGAGGCUAUGAAGUCUGCCUACCCAAAUGUCCGGAUCUUUGGAGGAGCGGAGGACCAUGUGCCCAACAUCACCAAUGGUGUAGUGGAUGGGGAGAAGCUGACAUUUGGUGGUCUGAAGUUCACAGUCAUGUUCACGCCUGGUCACACGGUAGGCCAUGUAGUCUAUCAUCUAGAAGGUCACAACUUUGAAGCUCCUGACUGCCUGUUUUCUGGGGAUCACGUCUUCCUCAGCGGAUGUGGUCGAAUGUUUGAGGGUACACCAGUCACUAUGCUCACCUCGCUGGACAAAAUGUGUGAGCUGCACGACUCUACCCUCAUCUGGCCAGGGCAUGAAUAUGCAACAGACAACCUGGAGUUUGCCUGCCAUGUUGAUAAUGAAAACUCAGAUGCUGAGGAGAAGCUGAAGUGGGCUAAAGCCAAACGAGAGCAGAAACGUCCUACGUGCCCCUCUACAGUUGGAGAUGAGAAGAAGUAUAACCCAUUCCUGAGAACCGGUGAAAAGUCAGUGCUCUCCCAGCUGGGACUUGUAAACAUGGAGGACUUUUCACCUCCAACAGAUCAAGUGAGGGCCCAGGCUCUAGGGGAGAUUCGUGAGAGGAAGGACAAGUUCAAGUACAAACUAUGAUCCAAGAUGUACUACUGUGACUGCUCACACUGUUUUAUUACUCUGGACCAAACCCUGUUGUACAAGGCUGUCUGAUCUGUUGCCUCACAGCUCUUGUACCUUAACACAGAUUUGCAAUAAUCGUUUUAGCCCUGCGACAGUUUUGUACAACAAGGAGCUGGCCUCACAUAUUACCUGGGGGUAAUAAUCUAGGAGUUCCCAGAAUCUACCCCGGUGUGUAAUCUGGGAGCUCCUCCCAGAAUCUACUGCAGCCCUGUUUGAUUUAAACAUUUUUAUUUCAUGAAUGUACUUGAAGUUUUCUUUUGUGGAUGUAUCUAACUCAGUCUUGGUCUCUUCUGGUCAAUUGCUGUAAAAACAUUGUCAUCUGAUUAGGUUUACAUAAAUACCUAUUCAGUACACAUCUAAUUAGUUUUAAAACAUUCAUAUCCCAGAAUGUACCCCCCUUUCCCAGAAUCUACCCCCAGGGGGUAUCAUCUGGGAGUUCCCAAAAUCUAUACCGGUGUAGAUAAUACGGGUAAUAAAUUGUAAUCGAAUAGAAAAAUUGAAAAUGUUGUUUUAUACAUGCAAAGAAGAAAUAAAUAUUGUUUAAACUGAUGAAAAAAUCUUACAAAUCACAUUGACUUUAACUCAUUGUAGUCAUCAUCAAUUUGUAAGUUCGAAAGUUGGUGUUGAGAAUUGUGUGAGGAAAUGUCUUACACUUAUGUUAUUGAAUAAGCUUUAAUAUGCUUUGUGAAUAGACCUACCUACUUUUGAUCGCAUAUAAAAUCAUUUUGAAACCAAUUAUAAGUAUGCACUUGUGUCUGUAAGUACCUUUGUUUAGGAAGGCAUGUAUCACAGUAUCAAGAAUAUAUUCUGACUAUAGAAGACAUCACCUCAUUAAAACCAUCUAAUUAUUUGUCCAUUUGUCAGAAUGUUAGAAUUGGUCCCUAGCAACCUAUGCUGGUCCUAAGUGCUGACUUAAGUUAUCGGGUGAUCAGACUCAAUGGCAUGGAUUGUUAGUUACAAUAUAAAUCACUUGAUGGUCUGGUCCAGAUUCAAUUGUUUGAAUGCCACCCUCAUAUAGCUGGAAUAUUGCUAAGUGCAGGGUUAAGCAGACAACACCAAGGUUCGUACAGUCUUGAAAAGGCCUUGAGUUUUAAGGUCCCUCUUGAAAAGCCUUGAUUAUUAGUAUCAACCUUUAAAAUGCAAGGCUUUAGAGCUAUUUUGUGGAUUUCAAAUUCACCAAAAUAGCUCUAAAGCCUUGAAUUUCUAUAAUGUCAAGUAUAAUGUUGUUUUUGCCGAAUAUCUUUUGCCAUCCUUUUUUACAUGAUUCAUUAUGAAAUUUGUAUGAAGUAUGUAGUAUGAAGAAUAAUAUUCAUUAUGUUUUGUUGUAAUGCAAUUUUUGUUAUUUGUGUAAUGACCUUUUAACCUAAUGUUGUAAACUUUCCCCCAACCCAAAUGGUGAGCUCCUGAGCCUUUUGACUCUUAGCUUUUAAUAACAUAGUUGUUUAAUUCAGAUAGCAAGCAGAGAUGCCAAUCAUAAUGAUUUUGGCAGAAUCUUUAUGAAAUUCGUAACCUAAUUCCACUAAUAUGUCAUUGUCGCAUGUACAGCCAAAUAACAAUUGAUUGAUCAUCAGUGUAAUUGGAGCAUUGACAUGGUUUGAGGAGUAAGAAUAGUCACAUAACUAGUGCUGAUGUUUUGAAAACAACUACUUCUGCCAAUUACCCCAGAUGUUCUUAAUUGCCUUAAUAUAAGGUUGGUAUCUCUGUAGCCAAAUUUUGGGGACAAGUGUUUUGUGCCACUCUCAGCACUAUUCCAGCUGUUCACAGCAGUCUCUAAGUAAUUCCCUUGUGACUGAUAGCAUGAUCAACUACCAUCCAUGCGGCAGAGUAUUAUCCACAGC
Haliotis rufescens (red abalone) is the source of this 2960-nucleotide messenger RNA. RefSeq names its product probable hydrolase PNKD. The record is from RefSeq and is a predicted model, not a curated record. The transcript has 10 exons. Gene Ontology annotation, cellular component: mitochondrion. Bases 43 to 1077 code for a protein of 344 amino acids. Gene Ontology annotation, molecular function: hydroxyacylglutathione hydrolase activity. Lineage: Eukaryota; Metazoa; Mollusca; Gastropoda; Lepetellida; Haliotidae.